Molecule: messenger RNA, 480 nt
Organism: Zychaea mexicana
Lineage: Eukaryota; Fungi; Mucoromycota; Mucoromycetes; Mucorales; Lichtheimiaceae
Exons: 1
Coding region: 1-480 (159 amino acids)
Cellular component (GO): mitochondrion
Source: RefSeq, a predicted model, not a curated record
AUGAACCAAGCCAAGGAAAAGGCCAAAGAAAAGGCAGCACCCAAAGUUGGCAAGCUCAAAGAACUGGCACAAAAGUAUGGUGCCUCGGGCGUGAUUGUGUACCUUGGUAUUGGCAUGGUCGAUCUCGGUGUGUCGUUUGCAGGCAUUCAGUUCCUGGGUCAAGAAAAGGUCAAGCAGCUGGAAGACACGGUGAUUAAUACGGUCAAUGGGUGGCGUGGAAAGCCUCCAAGACCUGAACGCACUGAGGAGACAGAGAAAGAAGAACAACAAAAGGCAUCACUUGCUUCGGUGUUUGUGUUGGCAUAUGGCAUCCACAAGACAUUGUUUUUGCCUUUCCGAGUCACCGUAACGGCAGCAAUUACCCCGGCAUUUGUCCGCAAGAUCCAUGCUCUUGGAUGGAACAAGUACGCGCCUCGAUUGUUUGGUGUCGCAAAAAAAGAAAUUGGCAAUGCAGCAGCUACUAAGGCAAUCAAGCCAUGA